Molecule: messenger RNA, 5257 nt
Organism: Microtus oregoni (creeping vole)
Lineage: Eukaryota; Metazoa; Chordata; Mammalia; Rodentia; Cricetidae
Gene: Eya3
Product: EYA transcriptional coactivator and phosphatase 3
Exons: 18
Coding region: 174-1889 (571 amino acids)
Biological process (GO): cell differentiation; positive regulation of DNA repair; multicellular organism development
Cellular component (GO): nucleus
Molecular function (GO): protein tyrosine phosphatase activity
Source: RefSeq, a predicted model, not a curated record
GGGAUGCUCAUCCGGGUCACGCUAACGCCGUGGUUUCCGCCACUCUGUUGGUUCCAGAGUGGGUCCGUAGCGGUCCCAUGUUGUGCCGUGGGGCGUCUGCAGCCUUCGGUUUGUGAAGACUGCGGAGACCUGCAAUCCAGUCACAUUAAGUGUGUAAAGAGAUAGUGGUCCUCAUGGAAGAAGAGCAAGACCUACCAGAGCAACCGGUGAAGAAAGCCAAGAUGCAGGAGCCAGGAGAACAAACUUUAAGUCAAGUAAACAACCCGGAUGUCAGUGAUCAGAAGCCUGAGACAUCCAGCCUUGCGUCAAAUCUUAACAUGUCAGAGGAAAUUAUGACAUGCACCGAUUACAUCCCUCGCUCAUCCAAUGAUUAUACCUCACAAAUGUAUUCUGCAAAACCUUAUGCACAUAUCCUCUCAGUUCCUGCUUCGGAAACCGCUUACCCUGGGCAGACGCAGUACCAGACACUGCAGCAAUCUCAAUCCUACGCUGUCUACCCUCAGGCAACCCAAACAUAUGGACUACCUCCUUUUGGUGCACUGUGGCCAGGUAUGAAACCUGAAAGUGGUUUAAUUCAGACACCAUCUCCAAGUCAACACAGUGUUCUUACCUGCACUACAGGGUUAACCACAAGCCAGCCAAGCCCAGCUCACUAUUCUUUUCCCAUUCAAGCUUCGAGCACAAAUGCCAGCCUGAUAUCCACAUCAUCUGCAAUUGCCAAUGUUCCAGCAGCAGCCGUGGCCAGCAUCUCAAACCAGGACUAUCCCACCUAUACUAUUCUUGGACAGAAUCAGUACCAGUCCUGCUACCCCAGCUCCAGUUUUGGAGUCACAGGUCAGACUAACAGUGAUGCUGAGAAUACUGCAUUAGCAGCUACCACGUACCAGAUUGAGAAGCCUAGUGCUAUGGUGCCUGCUCCAGCCACACAGAGACUUCCCUCUGACUCGUCUGCAAGCCCAUCUCUGUCACAGACUACACCAAAUAAAGAUGCCGAUGAUCAGUCCAGGAAAAAUAUGACUGUCAAGAACCGGGGCAAGAGGAAAGCUGAUGCCGGUUCCUCCCAGGACAACGAAUUAGAACGGGUAUUUCUCUGGGACUUGGAUGAAACCAUCAUCAUAUUUCAUUCCCUUCUCACUGGAUCCUAUGCUCAGAAGUAUGGAAAGGACCCAACAGUAGUAAUUGGCUCAGGUUUAACAAUGGAAGAAAUGAUUUUUGAAGUGGCUGAUACACAUCUGUUUUUCAAUGACUUAGAGGAGUGUGACCAGGUGCAUGUGGAAGAUGUGGCUUCUGAUGACAAUGGCCAGGAUUUGAGCAACUAUAGUUUCUCAACGGAUGGUUUCAGUGGUUCAGGAGGCAGUGGUCACGGUUCGUCUGUGGGUGUUCAGGGAGGUGUGGACUGGAUGAGGAAGCUGGCCUUCCGCUAUCGAAAAGUGAGAGAGAUCUAUGACAAACAUAAAAGCAACGUGGGUGGCCUCCUCAGCCCGCAGAGGAAGGAAGCACUGCAGAGACUGAGAGCAGAGAUCGAAGUUCUGACGGACUCUUGGUUAGGGACUGCGCUAAAGUCCUUGCUUCUCAUCCAGUCUAGGAAGAACUGUGUGAAUGUUCUGAUCACUACCACUCAGCUGGUUCCAGCCCUGGCCAAGGUUCUUCUGUAUGGACUAGGAGAAAUAUUCCCUAUUGAAAACAUCUACAGUGCUACCAAAAUAGGUAAGGAGAGCUGCUUUGAGAGAAUUGUGUCAAGGUUUGGGAAGAAAGUCACAUAUGUAGUGAUUGGAGAUGGACGAGAUGAAGAAAUCGCAGCCAAACAGCACAACAUGCCCUUCUGGAGGAUCACAAACCAUGGAGAUCUGGUGUCCCUGCACCAGGCUUUAGAGCUUGACUUCCUCUGAGAACUGGAACGUAGAGCCUUCCUUCCUUGUGAGCUUCUUUUACCUCCGACAGGAGUCAGGCUAGAGCCCUCUGAGACCCUUCUCUCCUGUCUGUCUGUCUGUCUGUCUGUCUGUCUGUGUCUCAGCGCCCCUUCCCCUUCUCUUGUGCUCUUUCUCUCCCUCCAUGGAAUGCUGGCGAGAACACAAUCAGAACCAACUGCAGUUUUUGCUAAGAACAAGCCGCAGCCCCGUCCAUAGUCCAGCAGGAGGUGGCUGGCUGGAACAGCAGACUUGAUGCUGCUACUAUGCUUUAGUUCUGUUUCCUUCAAGAAAGAAGAACGAGAAAAGGCAAUGCUUGGGGCACAGUUGCACCUUUGGUGCAUGGACAGACUGGGAGCUCCUCCUCAUCAUGCUGACGGAAAAUGUGUCCCAUGAGAAUAUCUCCUGUAAUCGUAGAUGUAGAAGUCCUCUCCCAGUGAAUGGGUAUGUUACUUUUGUAGCUGAGGGUCUGGUCUCUGAAGCACUCCUUCCCCCCCUCCCCCCCCCAUGAAGAAAGCGGUGUGUAAAGUUUCCGUGACAGUGGUAAUGGAAAUGUCUGAAAUACCUCUCUGUGUCAGCAGCACCCUUUAGUGGCCCAGGACUCUUCUUUCCAGGAGGCUCCUCACUGUCUUAGGGCCCUGGUCACUUACUAACUUUAGACUUUGGCGUCUCCCAUCUUGUAAGCCUCUGCCUCCUUGCCAGUCCUUCAUCUGUAACCAAAAGUCACAACCCUGGAAACUCCUUCCCAUAAACAAUAAAUCUACACCUUUAGCUCAUAAUUUAGAGACUGCGUCCCAGGAGGCUCACCCUCCAAAUUGGAGAGAAGGGGCUCGGGGUCCUUAGGAAUUUCAUCCUUGGCUCCUGAGGUAGGAGUCUUCCUAGUGCUCCUUCUGCAGAGCAGCUCCUGUUCCCAGCAGAUGCUUGCUCUGUGGCCAGCUCAGUCAUCAGAUGUUGGGUUCACACUCCCUGCUCUCUUUCAAAUCCACUUCUCUCCAUGCAGCUCUGGCCAGCCCCCACCAAAAAGUCUUGAGAGCAGGCUACACCUGCUUCCUUUGCAACUUACAUGCAGUUGUCCAAACUUAUAUUUGCCCAGAUCUGUGUCUGGGAAUAGAGAGCAGAUUGUUAGAACCAAAACCCAAUUUCCCAUGAAACACUCCGUUUCUCAGAUGCCAUGAUGAAGUGGGAAAUCAGGCCAGAAAUACUCUCUUGACUUAAAUGCCUGAAAAUGGAACCCUGAACUAGUUGCAAGGGCCCUGUCAGACUGCCCCAGAUGCUUUGGAGGAGAGCCUGGGCAUAGUCCCAGCCAUCAAGUCCAGCUGGGUUUUGUUUUUUGGCUUUGUUGUUGUUGUUGUUUUGUUUUGUUUGAAGGCACUGUCCCUUGAGGACCAGUAUGAGGUCCUUAAUUGGGGUAAACUUCCCUAGAGGUGAGGGAAUGUGCUACUGUGGUCCUCAGGAGGUCCUUGACAACCACUGCUACAGUCACUGUCCCCAGAAACGCUGCAGCACAGAGGCUACCAGACAGCAGCAGAAAGGCUGGCACACCAUCUGCAGAACUGUUGGCCAGUACUUCUGAGAGCAGCAGUUGAGGAAGGGGCUCAGACAGGAAGUGAGGUUGGUGUUCCAUUUUAGUCACUCAUUUGGCUUUGUUUUGAGAUGGGGGUGGGAGCAAAGAGGUGGCAUCUAAGCCUGACUUUCCUAGGCUACAUUGAGCACCACCAUCCCAACACUGCCCGGCCUUUUUUCGUGGUUCAUCAUAGAAAACUCGAGGAUAAGUUUUACUUUGAAGCCUCAACCCUGUCCCUCGUUGCCAGUGUAGUUUCUUGUCCUGGACAAAGGCCACCUGUUGACUUCAGGCUUUUAAGACUGUCAAGUGGUGACGCACAGCCUUCUGCACACAGGUCAUACCAUGAACACUUAAAGGGAAACUCUCCAUUCUUAGAAUGUAACAUGGAAUCCCUUUUCAUCUUGCCCCACCUGCCCAAUUUAGCUCUCUUUACAAAAAGAAUUUGGACUUGGCCAAGAGAAGCAAGGAGAUACUGAGCUGAGGAGCCUCUGCUCUGGCAGCGACCACUCUGUCAGGGCAGACAGGAAGCAGGGGUGUAUUGGUGUAUUGCUGCCCUUGGCAUUGACUUUCCCUCCCUCCCACAAAGGCUUGGGUAGGAAAAUGAGCUGGCAGCAUUAGGAACUGUUGGUACUAGAAAGACGGCUUGCUAGUUAAUAACACUAGCUGCUGGUGCAGAGGUCAAGGUGUGAGCGCCCACACGGCUGCUCACAGCAUCUGUAACUGUAGUUCCAGAGGACUAAUGCCCUCUUCUGGAACCAAGCACUUACAUACAUGCAAGAAAACACUCAGAAAAUAAAAUUUCUUUUAAAAAUCAAAAGCUGUUGGAACUUGGAGCUGCAAGAAACUGGGUUGUUUCAUUAAAAAGAGGCCAUCUUUACUGGACAGAGCGCCCUGAGCAAUCGCUGGUGCAUCCUUCCCUGCUGGAUUCAGUGUUCUGAAGGGUUAGUGUAGACAUCUCAUGGUGUGGGCUGAUUCUAGGAGUGUCCUGGGAUAUGAGGUGACUUUCGAAUGUAAAACUGACUGUGCCUUAGCAUCACCCUGUCCAGUGCCCCUGGGACAGCUGGUGAUGUCCGGGAGAGUGGAUCCCUGCUCCAGAAUUUAGGUGCCUAUUUUGGGCUUUUAAUUUGGGGGUGUUCUGUCUUCUGUACAAGUUGGGUGUCAGAUCUAGCAUCCCAAGAGACUUGGCACAGCUUGUUUGCGAUUCACACAAAUUCAGCCUUCGCAGCUCCAACUAGAAUCUGAUUGACAUUGCAGUUGCAAGCGUGUGGCACUUCCAGACACUACUCUGAGUCACAGUUGACAAGAGCACCAGGCAAAGCAUGGGGGGGGGCUAUCUCCCAGGUGGCAAGCUUGGGCCCUCCUUCAUUCCUCUCCAGGGUGUAGCAGAGGCAUCUUCAAGAAGCUAGAACUAUCCAGACAGACUUAUUGUAGAUGCCAAGUUGGAAUUCUGAGGUCAAAUAUCUUAUCCACAAGAGGCAAAAAUCUGCUUGUGUCUCAGCCCUGUCCACAGGCCACCUGUCCUCCCUCUACCCUUGAGUCCGCUCUAGCAAGCAAGGCUCCCUGGCUGCCUCCUAGCACACUGAGCGGAGCCAUCCCAUUAAGGACCGUUUCUACUUGGAUCACCACUCUCCCUCUGGACUUCAGAUGCCUCUUUAGCAAGAAAAGGCAUCGGUUGGGUUGGAUAUAUUUAUGUGACUGCGGGCAUUUGUGGCUAUAGAGUCCUUGAUCAUAAUGUUAUAUGUAAUGGGAACUAUCUUAUAAACUUGAAAAAAAUAAAAUUUUUAUU